Molecule: messenger RNA, 765 nt
Organism: Microthlaspi erraticum
Lineage: Eukaryota; Viridiplantae; Streptophyta; Magnoliopsida; Brassicales; Brassicaceae
Source: the annotation of a GenBank genome assembly
AUGGCUGCCUUUACUUUGAUCGACGCAACGAGAGUUAAUACCGACAAUGAGGGUUUCUACGCGACCAACAAUCAGUUCCAGUUAUCGGGUCCAAAGGGUUUCAUCGAAGUGAAGGUGCUCGAGAACAACGACAUCUACGUGCGCGUGGACUUGCCCGGUGUUCCAGACGACGCCAUCCGCUACAGAGUCGACGGCGUGAGGCAAAAGGUCGUGUUUUUCUCCGGCGAGACUCCCAACGAAGGUGGAGUUCGUGAGUACUCGGGAACGACGGGUCUCGGGUGUGACUGCUGCAACAUUACCGAAGUCGAUGCUAAGAUGAAAGAUGGAGUCUUGAGGAUGAUUUUGUCAAGGGUCAAAGUGAAGGACCACGAGACCAAGUGUACUCUCACUCUGCCUCCUCCUUUCACAGGUAGAUCUGGACAAAGGGUGGAGGAUCAUCCGUUUGUGGUGAGAGGUCGUAAAGGAGCAAACUAUGCGGAAGCAAGAGCUGAUGGAAGCAUUUUCCUCGUGUUGGACAUGCCAGGUGUUGGUGAAGGUGGUGAACAAGUGAUUCACAAGGAGUUCGAAGUCAAAUUCAGAGGCCAGACGAAGAACGUGAGUGAGCACGACGAGAGCGGCCGCUUUUACAUGGGAAAAGUCGGAAACGCACCAGAGAUUGCGCCAUCCUUUCUGAGGCACACGGUCUCUAGUUCUAUCGAAGCUGGUGUCCUCAAGAUCCUCAUUGCACCUCCUCCUCGUCGCAGUCGCAGCAACACCAACGCGUAA